GAAAUGAACGCCCAGAAGUAAAUGUUCGCGUGGAGCCAUUCACGUGGCCGCUGGUGCCAUGCCAUUCCGCAGCCGGAGGCUAAGUUGCGUGCUGCUUUUGCUGGCCCUACGCUCCUGCUGGAUUGGAGGCCGCCUGGGCGGGCGAGCCCGGUGCCGGCUGGUCAGACAGGCGAUGUUGGGCGUCUUGGGAGCCGCCGGAGAAGAUCUACUCCAAUGCGAUCCGCUCCUUGCCCGGCAGCGCCACGGCCUAUCGGAAGGUCUUGCCUUUGGGCAAGGCGGUGAUGCGGCGGAAGGCGAAGCUUGUGAAGCCUGAACGGAUCUCCAAAGAGAAAUCCCAGAAUGUUGCCGAGGAGUUGGUCUCGGUGAUGCGAGGGCCCAAGUUGCCAGGCCGGGACUUCAAGGGCGGCUUCUUGACGGCGCCGCAUUUGGGGACACCCAGCCGGCUGGUCGUCUUCGAGGAUCCACCAGUGGCGGUGGAGAAGCUUUCGGAGGAGGAACGGGCCUUGCAAGGACGCGAACGCGCCUUCGGCUGCAAGGCGGUCUUCAACCCCCGCUGGCGGAGCGCCAGCAACGUGACCUCCGUCUUUUGGGAAAAGGAUCCCAGCAUUCCAGGCUACCGCGCGCUGGUGGAGCGGCCCAAUGCCGUUCGAGUGCAAGGCUACGACCCAAAGGGUCAGGCCGUGGACUAUGUGGCCAAAGGUUGGGAAGCGCGGCUGAUCCAGCAGGCCAAUGAUCUUUUGAAUGGCCUGACCUUUGUGGAUCGCUGCGAGAUGCGAUCCCUAUGCCACCUGGACGCACGCAACGAUCCUUUGCCGUCUGACUGCCCGGUGCUGGGCGCUUUCCUCUCCAGGCCUUCCAGGCCACCGUUGAGCGAGGAGGAUACGAAAGCAGCUGAAACCGGUGGCAGCAAGGGGAUGCUGGGAUUCCUGCCGAGCUUCGGUUCCCCCAGCGUGCUGCUCAUUGGGAGUUUGCUCCUGCGUCUACCAGCCCGGGAGGUCGAAGACUUCUCCGCCGGUGAGGUGCAGGAAGCAGCCAAAGAGCUUCGAGAUGCUCUGGCGAGUGGGGAGCAUCCCUUGGGCGUGGCUGCACCACAGUUCGGCAAAGGCAUUCGAAUGGUGGCCAUCGGUGAGACGGAGGACAACAUCGAGAAGCUCACCACCCGAGCGCAGAUCUCCGAGGAGCACCGGGUCUUCAAGCCCACGAUUCUCAUCAACCCGGUGGUGACUGCGAAACCAGGCACCUCCCAGGCCUUCUUUUUCGAGCGGUGUGCCAGUGUGCCGGGCUAUGAGGCGGUAGUGGGGCGGCCCCUGGAGGUCUCCGUGGAGGCGAUGAAUGAGGAGGGACGCCGCGUGAGCUUCAGCGCCAAGGGAUGGCAGGCUCGGCAGUUGCAGCACACGGUGGACAUUUUGGAAGGUGUCCUUUAUGUGGAUCGUAUGGAGACAAGAUCCUUCCGAAGAGAUACCGUGGAGGAGGAUUUGCCCGAAGGAGUGCCAUAUGGUGUGAAGUCCAAAGCCAAGGUCGCCGAUCGGACUCGUGUGGCGGCGGCUUCCGGAGGUCGCAAGCGGCGGUCCUAGGGACUUCGCUGAGGCGAGCCGGGAGGUGUUGUCGCAGGUGGUGCCCGAAUCCUUUUCGCUGCAAAAGAAGGGAGAUGCUGCUGCAGUCACCUGGUUUUCAGUGGAA
Molecule: messenger RNA, 1680 nt
Organism: Durusdinium trenchii
Lineage: Eukaryota; Dinophyceae; Suessiales; Symbiodiniaceae
Source: the annotation of a GenBank genome assembly